Messenger RNA from Sphaeroforma arctica JP610, 2701 nucleotides. RefSeq lists its product as hypothetical. Gene Ontology annotation, biological process: maturation of LSU-rRNA from tricistronic rRNA transcript (SSU-rRNA, 5.8S rRNA, LSU-rRNA). Gene Ontology annotation, cellular component: nucleolus. The record is from RefSeq and is a predicted model, not a curated record. Gene Ontology annotation, molecular function: nucleic acid binding; ATP binding; RNA helicase activity. NCBI's taxonomy places the organism in Eukaryota, Ichthyosporea, Ichthyophonida. The coding region runs from base 182 to 2140 and encodes 652 amino acids. The transcript has a single exon.
AGAAAAUAGUUCCGUCGCUAUAUUACACUUUGUGAUCGCCCGGAAAGUAGAAUAUCGCUAGGAGUCUAUCUGUAGUGGUGUUUGAAUAGCUAGUGUAUUGGUACCUUAAUCAGUACGAACUACUUCUUAUCCUUAUACACAUACUUACAUACACAUCCUGUCCGGUUAGGUUAUAGUCACUAUGCCCGCAGUCGUAAAUAAGUCGUCAGGUAAGAAAAGUAAGAACAGUGGCAAGACGACGAAGAAUGCCACUUCCACAGACACGCCCGUAGAAGUGCAGACUACAGAAGCAUCCGAUAAAAAGAGCAGCAAGAAGAAAAGUAAAAAGGCAGCUAGUACAUCACAGGACACACAGGAUGCAGCUAAAUUCGUUUCUAAGCGACCGAAUGAGGAUGUGAAGGUCAGCAAGAAGACCAAGAAAUCUAAGGUGGAGGUGGCUUCACAAAGCGAUAGUGACGAUGAGACAGGGACGACAGAGGUUGUAGUCAAGAAUGAUUUGAAGCUCAAAGAAGACAAACCUGCAGAUCUCGAUGAUGAGGACAUGGAGGUAGGUGAGAGCAAGCAGGAAGCCAAAUCAGAAAGUGAUCUGAAGAAAGAACAAGAGGAGCAGGCAAGUGCUGAGGUGGCCCUACCCUCAGAAACCGAACAUAUCGAUUCGCGUUUCGAGUCUUUGGGUCUGUGUGAGAAGUCCAUGCAAGCUAUUGUUGACAUGGGGUUCACAGAUAUGACCGAGAUUCAGCGCAGAAGUAUUCCAGAGUUGUUGAAGGGCAAGGAUUUACUGGGUGCUGCAUGUACCGGGUCAGGUAAGACCCUGGCAUUUUUGUUGCCGUGCAUUGAGCUGCUAUACAAGCUCCAAUUCACCCCCAGAAACGGUACUGGCGUGCUGGUGAUCUCACCUACACGUGAGUUGUCUCUACAGAUCUUGGGUGUGGCCAAGGAUCUGCUCAAGUAUCAUUCACAGACAUACGGUAUUGUUAUGGGAGGUGCUAACCGCAAGGCUGAGGCCGAGAAGUUGGGCAAGGGGGUCAACCUGUUAGUGUCCACACCCGGACGUCUCUUGGAUCACUUGCAGAGCACCAAAGGGUUUAACUACAAGAACUUGCAGGCCCUGGUUAUCGAUGAGGCUGAUAGGUGUUUGGAGAUUGGGUUCGAAGAGGAGAUGAAACAGAUCAUCAAACUGUUGCCUGUGAAACGUCAGACACUUCUGUUCUCAGCCACACAGACGCGUAAUGUAGAAGAUCUUGCACGCAUAUCGCUCAAGACGGAGCCUGUGUAUGUGGGUGUGGAUGACAACAAUGUGGUCGCCACCGCGGCAGGCAUUGAACAAGGGUACGUACUGUGCCCCAGUGAGAAACGGUUUUUGUUGCUGUUCACCUUCCUCAAGAAGAAUAUGAACAAGAAGAUCAUUGUGUUCUUAUCGUCGUGCAACUCGGUGAAGUACCACGCUGAGCUGCUCAACUACAUUGACAUACCCGUCAUGGACAUCCAUGGCCGACAGAAACAGGCCAAGCGUACCUCUACCUUCUAUGAGUUCUGUAAUGCAGACAAAGGUAUCCUACUAGCCACCGAUGUCGCUGCCCGAGGGUUGGAUAUCCCCGCAGUUGAUUGGAUCAUCCAGUUCGACCCAAGUGACGACCCCAAGGAGUACAUCCACAGAGUUGGGCGUACGGCUCGUGGUAAGGGAAAGCAAGGCAGAGCACUGCUGUUCUUGUUACCCGAGGAAAUGGGUUUCCUGCGCUUCUUGAAACACGCCAAGAUCCCCUGCAACGAGUUUAUUUUCCCGUCGAAUAAGAUUGCCAAUGUGCAGUCUCAGUUGGAGAAGCUGGUCGAGAAGAACUACUACCUGCAUAAGAGUGCCAAGGAUGCCUACCGGUCGUACCUGCAAUCCUACGCGUCACAUUCGCACAAACAGAUUUUCAAUGUGCAAGGUUUGGACCUGCAAAAGGUAGCGAUUGCCUUCGGUUUCCGUGUGCCUCCGAGUGUGAGCUUGAAUGUGCACGCCUCGAAAGAUGCUAAGAUGAGCCGAAGAGUGGGCAACCACGGUGGCUGGGGUAAAGAUAAGAAACAGGCUGAUAAGGCCAGAGUGUACAAGAAUAUGGGCACCGGGGGUAACAAGGAUGCUCGCCAGUUCUCCAAGUAGGGUACAUGUAUUUAUGAAUGUAUAUAGGUGAGCAUGGGAGCGGGAAGAAAGGUGUCGGUUGGUAGAAUGGAAAGACUUGUCCCGUCGAGUUGGGGACAUGCCAUAACGACGCUAAAUUAGUUAGAAAAGACACCUACUGAAGUGAGAGUAAGGAACUAUGAGUUUGCGUCGGAACUCGAUAUGGAUUCUGAUGUUGUUGGGUAUCGAUCUCGCAUCGCCUAUCGAUGAUGAUACGAUGUGAAGGUUCUCGGAAUUAAGCAACACGUAGUGGUUGUCUGGGCGCAGAAUGAGUCUGCAUCUGGUGGUCCCUGCUUCUCAAAUGUAGGACAGUUUGAACGAGUGAAACUAAAAAUACAAUAUAUUAAUAUCGCAUGAACGCUUUGCUUGGUCUUACUAGGUUUUCAGCUCGGGUUGCCUCUAUAGUCGCUUAUGGAUCUACAGCAUGACUCGUGAAGACACGCCGUGACAGUCUAUCUAUAUUUACGAUUUGAUACAUGCCUGUAUUUGUCACCGAUUCAUUAACUGGCUGACCUGAGACCAAUAAAUUUAUCAAAUUGUGUG